UUGUCUAACUUUAUAAUGAAAGUAAUCAUCUAUAUAAUAUUAUCUUUUUUUAUACAGAAAGCUGUUAUUAAAUGGUUUACGUUUUACUUUGAUUUCAGUUUUUUGCACCAUGCUCCUGAUGCGAAUACAUUUAUUGGAUUAGCUAUUGCCAUUCGAACCAUAGAUGCCUUAGGAGCGUCAGCUUUCCUUACUGCUUCAUACACAACUAUUGGCAGCGAGCUACCAGAAAUUAUUGGAAGAGCUAUGUCACUGACUGAAACAGCUUUCGCCUUUGGCCUUGCUGGUGGUCCAGUUCUUGGAGGAGUUCUAUAUGAGGCAGGAGGCUUUCUCCUUCCUUUCAUGGUUGUAGGAGCAUUACUUCUGUCUGGAACAGCAGUAAACAUGUUCUUAUUUGCUGAGAAUGGUGCUGAAAUUCCUACUCAGUCACGCAGCUUGAGAAAGUUAAUAACAAAUAUCGACUUCUGCAUUGACAUCGUUGCAGUUUCCACAUGUUUUGCUAUUAUUGGUUUUAAUGAGGCAACACUAGAACCUCAUAUCCGGCAGUUCAAUCUGACACCUACAAUAAUAGGAACAAUAUUUCUGAUUGCUGGUAUAGUUGAUGCAUUAUCCUCACCUUUGGUCGGAUACUGCGCAGAAAAACUGAAAAAUGCACAGUAUUUGACACUUGUCGGUUGUGUGAUGUUUACAGUUUGCUUCAUUGUGGUAGGACCAGUGCCUUUCUUGACAUUUCCAACAUAUCUAUCAGUCGUAAUAGUGGCGCAGUUCCUAUUGGGUUUAGGAAUGGCAAUGAAGAUAGUCUGCAGCUUUACACAUGGCAUGAAGCAUACAGUAGAAAGAGGUUUUCCAGAUGAUGUUGGUACCUACGGUAUAAUCUCUGGAGUACUUUUCUCAGCUUCAUGUUUUGGAGCAUUUAUUGGACCUUCUGUAGGAGGAAUUUUAGUAGAUAAUUUUGGAUAUAAGAGUUCAACUUACUUUGUGGUUGCAAUGGAGCUUGUUAUGGCUUCAGGCUGUGCUGUACGGUUAUGUGUACUUCGUUUUAGAAGGAAAGAAAUACAAUCUGAACAAGAAAAAGUUGAAGAUAAAUUAUAAAUAAAUUUCAAAAACAUUUCUUUCAAAAUUGAACUGUAUUUAUAUAUAUAUACAUAAUUCCAUGUCUAUAUAUAUGUGUGUAUAUUUAAUAUUUUAUAUAAGUAAAAAAUUUUAUUAGCUUUUGCAAUUUUAGAGAAUAAUUCCUAUUUAUUCAUUUACACCAUUCACAUAAAUAUAGCCUAAAAACUCUCAGAACAGAGAAUUUUCUUGAAAGUUCCAGUAUGAUUUUUAUAUAACCAACCAAAAUUAUAGACCGGUUAGAAAAUUGCGGAAUAAUACCAUUGCCAUGUAAAUGAGCUAAUUUUAACUGUUUAUAUUAAAUGCUAUAGUAUUAAGUGUUAAGAAUUUAUUAAUGAUAAUUGCAGAAUGCUAUUUUUGUGUUCUUCAAUAAUUUAAUUAACUGUUAGAAGAAAGAUGAGA
Stegodyphus dumicola is the source of this 1509-nucleotide messenger RNA. RefSeq names its product MFS-type transporter SLC18B1-like. Gene Ontology annotation, biological process: transmembrane transport. Lineage: Eukaryota; Metazoa; Arthropoda; Arachnida; Araneae; Eresidae. Gene Ontology annotation, molecular function: transmembrane transporter activity. The record is from RefSeq and is a predicted model, not a curated record.